Molecule: messenger RNA, 1003 nt
Organism: Solea senegalensis (Senegalese sole)
Lineage: Eukaryota; Metazoa; Chordata; Actinopteri; Pleuronectiformes; Soleidae
Product: gastrula zinc finger protein XlCGF8.2DB-like
Exons: 1
Biological process (GO): regulation of transcription by RNA polymerase II
Molecular function (GO): RNA polymerase II cis-regulatory region sequence-specific DNA binding; DNA-binding transcription factor activity
Source: RefSeq, a predicted model, not a curated record
AGAGCUCCUGACCGUCAGCCUCACACAGGAGAGAAACUCUGUGGCUGUGACUUCUGUGGGAAAACAUUUGCCAAGAAGUCUAUUCUGAAGACCCACAUGAUGGUCCACACAGGAGAGAAACCAUUCAGCUGUGACGUCUGUGGGAAAAGAUUUAUACAGAAGAGUUGUUUUAAGACCCACAUGAUGGUCCACACAGGAGAGAAACCAUGUGGUUGUAAUGUUUGUGGGAAAAGAUUUACACUGAAGUCCAUUCUUAAGAGACACAUGAUGGUCCACACAGGGGAGAGACCGUGUCGCUGUGACGUCUGUGGGAAAAGAUUCACAAAGAAGGGUAAUCUGAACAGUCACAUGAUGGUCCACACCGGAGACAAACCGUGCAGCUGUGACGUUUGUGGGAAAAAAUUUACCAAAAAGUCGAAUCUUAAAAGACACAUGAUGGUCCACACGGAGGAGGAGUCGUGUUGCUGCGAUGUUUGUGGGAAGAGGUUCACACAAAAGGGUUCUCUGAAGAUCCACAUGAUGGUCCACACGGGAGAGAAACCGUGCGGCUGCGACGUUUGCGGGAAGAGAUUUACAAUGAAGUCAAAUCUGAACAGACACAUGAUGGUCCAUUCAGAGGAGAAACCGUGUCGCUGUGACGUCUGCGGGAAAAGAUUUACACUGAAGAGCGACGUUAAGAGACACAUGAUGGUCCAUUCAGAGGAGAAACUGUGUGGCCGUGGAUAAAGAUUUUUAAAUGAGUAAUUCUUUGUCACAUGAUGGUCCACAUGGAAAGGACAUUCUGUCCCUGUGUCUCAAAAUGUCUCUGAAUUUGUAGCAAAUAGAUUUGUAGAUUUCUGGAUGGGCUUUGACCUUCAUCCAUCAGACAUCUAUAGAUCUGAAGGUCAAAGGUGAAUUCAUCUUCUGGAGAGUGUUUGUCCUGCGACAGUCAACGGGUUUGACUGACUCAUUUAUUCGUUUAAUUGGUUUAUUUGCAUAUUUAUAAUAAAACAAUAAACACGUG